This is a messenger RNA of Hippocampus comes (tiger tail seahorse), 2155 nucleotides long. RefSeq names its product rho GDP-dissociation inhibitor 1-like. Gene Ontology annotation, cellular component: cytoplasm; cytosol; membrane. The record is from RefSeq and is a predicted model, not a curated record. The transcript is spliced from 6 exons. Lineage: Eukaryota; Metazoa; Chordata; Actinopteri; Syngnathiformes; Syngnathidae. The coding region runs from base 129 to 740 and encodes 203 amino acids. Gene Ontology annotation, molecular function: Rho GDP-dissociation inhibitor activity; protein binding. Gene Ontology annotation, biological process: Rho protein signal transduction.
GGAAAUGCUGCGAGGGCGGGUGGCGCACCGGGCGGCGCCGUUCCGUUAUUCGCCAUACUUACACAGCAGCGCACAACGAACGGACUUAUUAAGGCACCUGGAAGCGCCUCUGCUUUUCAAAAAAAGACAUGGCUGAGGAUGACGUUACUCCAGAGCAGCUCGCAGCCAUCGCCGCAGAAAAUGAGGAGCCAGAGAUUGUGAACUACAAGGCACCUGCCCAAAAAACGGUGCAGGAGAUCCAUGAGAUGGAUAAGGAUGACGAAAGCUUACGUAAAUACAAGGAAGCCCUACUCGGCACUGGAGUGGCUGAAGCUGACCCCAGUGUUCCCAAUGUCCAGGUUACCCAAAUGGCUCUGAUGUGUGAAAGCGCCCCAGAUCCUCUGGUGCUGGACUUGCAAGGAGACUUGGAAUCCUUCAAGAAUGAGGCCUUUGUUCUAAAGGAAGGAGUUGAAUACAAAAUAAAGAUCAGCUUUAAGGUAAACAGGGAGAUUGUUUCAGGUCUGAAAUAUGUGCAGCAGACAUCCAGGAAAGGAAUGAAAAUUGACAAGUCGGACUACAUGGUGGGCAGCUACGGGCCGCGCCCGGCUGCAUAUGACUUUGUGACCACGGUGGAGGAGGCCCCUAAAGGCUUGCUGGCCCGCGGCAACUACGUCAUCAAAUCCAAGUUUACCGAUGACGACAAGCACGACCACCUGAGCUGGGAGUGGAACCUCAACAUCAAGAAAGACUGGAAAGACUAAACCGAGCCUUUGAGUGGGCGGCAAGUGAAAGAUGUCUACCUGCUGUCUGUCGCGAGACACCUGCCGCCCUGCCACCCAAUCCUGCAGUCUCCUUCCGCCAUUUGGGCCUUCCUGUUUUUGUUUUUUUUUUUACCGCUGUACAUUUCAUGUUGUUAUGCCUUGUCUGCUUACGCCUCCUUUCGUUUGUCUUAACACCCUGACAUUCCUUUGACUUCUCCUAGCAUCAGUAGCAGCACUAUUCCCUCGCCCCCUGUCCAUCCAAUCGCAUCACCUCAUUAAGCUUGGAUUGGUGGAACGUCACUGCCCCUUUGCAACACCACCACCCGCUUCACUCCCCUCUUGCUUUUGCUGGUCGCCGCUUCAACAGAAUGCUGUCUUCCUCUCAGAAUGAAGUACAUGGUUAAAGCAAGUGUACAAUCAACUUGAGUUUGCCUUUCGAUCUAGUUGUAUCACUGGUUGUGUAACUGUGUGACUGUAUCAACCUCACCGAUAAUCAGCUGUCUCCCCACCACAUCCAUUAUUCCUUUCCUGCUUGCUGUCUUUUGAUAAAAUGACCAAUACCUGCCUUCAUUCAGAGCUGCUCCGUAUGUCGUCCUGCACUCCCUUUUCAAAUGGGAGCGUGGCCCCAGAACCAAUUGGUCAUCCAAACCUGCCUUAUGAUUGGUUAAAGCAAGACUAGUAUCACCCUGUGCGCAGUUUUGCUGCCGGGUAGCCUGAAAGUCAAGGGCUCACUUCGCUAUCAACUAACACCCACCUGUAGCCCUGUUGAUGUGGAGAUUGUUUCGACGGGUUACUUGUCGGCUGUGCACAUGGCCAACGCUCCCCAAAAUGAACCCUUCUUAUAUAAUUGCAGGGUAAUGAAUGUUUAGAAGAAUUGGAGAAAAACAAAAAAAAGCCUGAAGCCUUAUUACAAAUGAUAGUGUUCAAAUAAAAACGGUCACAAAUGUUUUGUCUUAUUUGAUUUGGUGGCGUUUCUCUUUUGCCUUAACGUACACGUGCCCUCCUGCAACACCCCCCGAGCUGAUUCCGAUUGGAUUGUGCUUGCAAUCAGCGGGCCGCCGCCGGGCGACAUUGACGGCGUCAGGAUCGGCCGCAAGCCAGUUUUUUUUUUUUUUUUUUUUUUUUUUUUUUUAAUGCAUUGACAACAGUCACAUAACCCUUAAAGCAGUAGGAUUUCAAUUGAACACUGAAACAAGUAACCUGUAACAAACCCUAAAUGAACUUGGGCUGGUCCAACGCAUUUGAAUGUAGUAGUCGAGCCUUUAUGUUGUUUUAAUGGAAGCUACUGUAUGUAUUCCUGCGCCAUACAUUCCUUCACAUUGUAUAGUUUCUAUGAAAUCACUGGCAUGCUGGUGGGGUUGUACAUGAUAUCAUUUGUGAUUGUUCUUGGUCAAUAAAGAUUUUGCUCAACUUGG